GGCGGCGGCGGCGUUCCCUGACUGAAGGGGCCGGGGGCUCCGCCGCGCCCCCGCCCCGUCGUGCCUCAGCGGGACCGGAGGCGGUCGCCGCCGACUGAGCCCGGGCCGAGGUGCCCGGAGGCGCGCUCCCUCCGCUACCCGGACCCGCGGCUCUUCCCUCAGCCCGGAGCCGGGCGACGGAGCCCCCUCCCCGGGCAGGGCCUGCGGGCCGCGCCCCGCCGCCACCCCUCCCCCCUGCCGGCCGCACCCCGCCGCCUCCCUCCGCCGCCGCCGAGCGAAGGGGAAUGGGCGGUCCCGGCCCUUAGCCCCCGGCUGCUCCUCCUCCUGCCGGGUCCCAGCGUCUCGGCGGCCUCCGCCCGAUGCUGGCGGAGCCGCCCGGGGUCUCGGCGGCGUCGUGAGCGCUCCCGUCGCGCGGCCGCCAUGUCCGGCGUGGUGCGCACCCUCAGCCGCUGCCUGCUGCCGGCCGAGGCCACGGGCCGAGAGCAGCCGAGGCGGGAGGGCAAGGAGCGGAGCCGCGAUGCGGAGCGGGAGGCGAGGCGGCGGAGCCGGGAGAUCGACGCGAUGCUGGCCCGGGAGCGGCGGGCCGUGAGGCGCCUCGUCAAAAUCCUGCUGCUGGGCGCCGGGGAGAGCGGCAAGUCCACUUUCCUCAAGCAGAUGCGGAUCAUCCACGGCCGAGAGUUCGAUCAGAAGGCGCUGCUGGAGUUCCGGGCCACCAUCUACGAGAACAUCCUCAAGGGCUGCAGGGUUCUGGUUGACGCACGGGACAAACUGGGGAUCCCUUGGCAGUACACGGAGAAUGAGAAGCACGGAAUGUUUUUGAUGGCUUUUGAAAACAAAGCUGGAAUGCCCAUCGAGCCUGCCACGUUCCAGCUGUACGUACCUGCGCUGUGCGCCCUGUGGAGGGAUUCAGGAAUCAAGGAAGCCUUCAGCCGUCGCAGCGAGUAUCAGCUGGGUGAAUCAGUGAAAUAUUUCCUGGAUAACCUGGAUCGGAUCGGUCAGCUGAAUUAUUUCCCCAGCAAACAAGAUAUUUUGUUGGCUAGAAAAGCUACCAAGGGAAUAGUAGAGCAUGAUUUCAUCAUUAAAAAAAUCCCUUUCAAGAUGGUGGAUGUAGGUGGACAGCGAUCUCAGCGUCAAAAGUGGUUUCAGUGCUUUGAUGGAAUAACUUCAAUUUUGUUUAUGGUUUCCUCCAGUGAAUACGAUCAGGUUCUCAUGGAAGACAGACGCACAAAUAGACUCGUGGAAUCCAUGAAUAUCUUUGAGACAAUAGUCAAUAACAAGCUUUUCUUUAAUGUUUCUAUCAUCCUGUUCCUCAACAAGAUGGAUCUUCUUGUAGAAAAGGUAAAGACUGUCAGCAUUAAGAAGUAUUUCUCGGACUUCAAGGGUGACCCUCACAGGCUAGAUGAUGUUCAACGUUAUCUGGUGCAGUGCUUUGACAGAAAGAGGAGAAACCGUAGUAAGCCGCUCUUCCAUCACUUCACCACUGCCAUAGACACUGAAAACAUCCGUUUUGUGUUUCAUGCUGUGAAGGACACCAUCCUUCAAGAGAAUCUGAAGGAUAUCAUGUUGCAGUGAAGGAGAGAAGGCCGAGUCCUGUUAAAAUUUGCUGGAGGGUUAGAUCAAAAUUUUUAUCUUUUCUUUAUGGCCCUUGCAUGUGGUGUAGGACCCGUGCUACUUACUUGGCUCAGGAAUGCUGUAAACUAGCCAGUCAAAACAGAGGAGCUAUAGGCCGAAGGAGUCAAAUGUUGAUGUUAGCUACUGAAUCAUUUGGACUAGAAACACUACUGAAACAUGGCUGUUGUAAGUUCUGUACCUAGUUUGGAAUGCUGAAUAACACAACCACCUUCUGCCUUCUUAGAAAACAAAACAAAAAAAUCUCUGACAAACCAUGUAUGGAAGACACUUUGUUUUAAAUGGAUAUGCUUAUUUUUCAGAGACACUAGUCAUACAAUCUGCCUUUUUUUGUAGUUUGGAGGUGCUGAAUUGAUCAAACUAACCUAAAUGUAAUGAGAUUGGUAGCUGUAUUGGAGAAUGUUAGUGAAACUUCCAUUCUUAACACUAGGAGUGUAACCAGGUCUGAUGUGCAAUUCAGUUUUGCCACAGAUCUGGAAUCUACUAAUUAAGGUGGAUGCACAGCUCUUGUCUGAAGGUUUUGUGCGAGUCUCCUGAAGCUUAAGUUUAAAACUGUUCAAGGAAACCCAUGUUGGAGUAAAUUGGAUGGAAAGUUAAGGCCUUGCUGGAGAAGGGCUUAUUUUGCACUACGUGUGAAAGGUAUUAUUACAUCGUGGGGAAUGUGAUUUCCUUGGUGAAGCUGCCUGUGCUAGAGCACCUGACCCUGUACGUGCACAGCGGGUGCUCGAGUGAGAUGUACUUCAUGGAAAUCCAGCACUGUUCUCAUACCUGCGGUUUGGCAGUAACUGUGAAGGUUCAGGAUCACAUGACAGGGCUUCAUCUAUAUUCAAAAGUUUGAAAGCUGAUUAAACUCUUACGCAAAGGUUUUGGUAGUCCAGCAGCUGUUUGAUUAGUUGCUGUCAGCUGACUGUGUAGGAAGACCGAACACCCUAGAGAUCCCAGUUUUACAGCUGCACUGAUGUGUUUGGACAGCAAGACCUUGCUGUCAAAUUAGCCCUUAAUCUGUGUCUUAAUGGGAUCUUUAGCCAGUAGUAAUGCACGUGUAAUUCUGAGUACAGUCAAGGUUGGAGUUGCCCGUUCGGGGCAAUGGUUUGUGUAUAAAAUUGCAAGAGACUAUGAAAAAUGUUGAUAUGAACUGUUAACUUCUUAGCUCUCAAUCUGUGUAACUAUCAGGUGCCUUUUCUCUGUACAGACAUAUCAGAUCUCUUCUAUUACAGUGGGGUACAUGAACAACCUUACAACCUGCCUUUUUAUCUGAGCACCGUAGUGCUAUUCUUUAGGUAACUUUCAAACAUAGUUUACUGUGCAGUUUUUGUCACAGCUUUUAUCUGAGAAUAAAACCUGAAGGGCUGUUUGUACCCUUACAAAGGCAGCAGAUUCCCUGGAGUUCUUUUCCCCACGGAGACUGCAAUGGCAUGUCAAAACAAGCAACGUUUUACUUCAGCUGGUGAUCCCAUGGGAAAUGUGGUCUAAAACACAUGAAAGGACAACGGAACAGGAUUUUAAUUUGGAUAAAAUCUGGAAUCUUUCUUCCCCUCUGAAGGCUGCAGAUGUUCGUAUCAGCGUGUUUGUGUGGUUUCCUACUGUAGCAAUCUCUGGGUUUUCUUUGUGCAGCUUCAGAGUGGAAGAGACGUGGCCGUGUCGGUGUUACGUAACGCAGGACUGAGGUAAGAAGCAGUGAAAAGUUGCAGGCAGGAAAAUCCAAUUUAAAUUUCAGCAAACAUAAACAGGAAUUGGCUUACUUGUAACAAGUCUUAUUUUUGCCAGGACCAAGUCUGUCUUAUAGAUGUUUAUUCAUUUUUAGCCUCGAAGGGGAAAAAUGUCACGUGACAAAUAUUCAGAUGAAAUAAACUCUUAAGUUUAUUACAUUUAAAAGGAUAAAUGUUGCAACCCUGGGCAAUACAAGUAAGUUUACAUAUUGUAUGAGGUUCAUUUCUCUUAGCUAGUCCACUUGUUAGCUGAAGAGUAAGAGAUUGUUCCAACACUUUCAGACUUUUCUUGGAGUUCCUGAUAGUAGCUUCCACUUCACUCAGGGCACUGGGAAAAGAGGAGGCAGUUGUGGGCUUCUAGUCUUCAACUUCUAGUUUGAUUUGAUUUUAUUUCCUGGUUUGCCAUGAGCUUUAUUCUUUCACUAAAUUUUCUAAUGGACUAGUAUUGUGCUUUUUUCCUAACGAGUUAAGCCUUUCAACUCUAUUUUUCCUCAAUAAUUACCUCAGCUUAAAGUCUCAAUCCACUGUAGCUUUACCUGGCAAGCGUAGUGUGGAAUUUCCUGUUCUCUUUUUCCCUUUGUGGUCAUGUAUGGUUUUGUAUCUGUAGACAUCCUAUGGCUUUAAAAUUCUAAGCAGAGCUAAUAAUGUAACAUAUAUUUUAAUUAACUUGAUCUGCACCUGGAAAGGAAACAGCACGAGUUAUCUCAUAACGAGCUGUCAGUCUUGUUAGUGAUUUUUUUUCAAGUGAUGUAGCAGUUUUGCACAAUAAGUCCAAGAUUUAGGGAAACACAUUGUUCACCUCGUGCCCAUCGUUGCCUUUCCUCUUUCUGUUGAUAAAAUGAGCCUGAGCAUGAUGCUCUAGGCUGCAGAUGAAAAUGAGUAGUUGGGCUCUGUAGGCUCUGUUUUCUGUGUAACUUCGGUAGCGUUGGUUCGCACCAGGAACCCAAGAUCCCAAGGCUGCUGAUGCAGAAGUGAAGCACUUCUCAAAUCUGCGGAGGGUUUGACUGUGAUUGAAAAGGAUUAUUUUUCAGGUGACAGGUAAAUUUCUUUCUCUGCUAAAUUGUGACUCUCCUUCUUGCACAACUGAGGUAUUUUGUUGUUUGUGUGUUUUUUUUCCCAAGCUAAGUUGUGGUAUAAUAAAGCCAAAAAACCAUGUUAUGGUAAAUCAGUUAAUUAUUAAGCAGAACUUAGGUAACUUAGGUUGUACAAACAUCUCAGGACAGGCUUGAUCAGUUGCUUGGUCCUUUUGCGAGAGACAAAAAAAUUUUAAGUGACAUCCUGGAGAACGCUGCAGGUAAACAUAGCUGGAGAGAACAUCUUGUUGUUAACUUUGUUAGGUUAUUGUUCAUUUGCUAGUCAGGAAAUAGGUCACAGGCAGGAUUGUAAUCAGAUGGAUACUUGGAACAGCUCCGUAGAGUGGGGGGGGGGGGGAAGAAUUUUUGCUGUCCCUGCUCUGAUACCACAGGUCAGUGACCAGUGGCGGGGUGAUGCAAAUGGGUCUUCUCUUGCAAGGACAAAGAGAGGAAGCGCUUGCAGCGUGUGCAUGCAGGAGAGACUUACGUAAUCUUGCAGUUUUAAGUAGAAAAGCUAACUAAAUGGGAGUCUUUCAUCAAACACUACUUUGUGUUUGGUUUUGAGCUAAUAUCGUGCGUCAGUCAGUAUAAUUCCUUCAAUUGUGGUGCUGUCAUUUUCUGAACAGUUCUUAGACGGCGAUACCAGACAGCAUAGUAAAUUGAAAUUAAAAAGAAAGAGUAGGAAUGGCAUAUUUGAUAGGCAGUUAUCACUGCAAAGCAAUUAGAUAUUUCCUAGUCUUGAUUCUGAAGCUGAAAUUACUGGCCACUCAGCUUCACGCUACAACUCAAAGAUCCUUUCAGUUUCAUAUGAAGAAUGGAUCUUAUUCUAUUCAGUACGGCGGCAUAGGUUGUUUGAUGUGUUAAUAGUUGAAAACUGGAUGUAUUGCUGAGUCAGACCUGGAGCUAGUCAUGUUACAAGCAUAAAGGAGUUCCUAAAGGUGGUCAUUUCUACAUGCUUUCUGAGCUGGCUGAAGCCAGAACCUCAGCCAGGCAGAGUGGAGGAAUGUGUGCUAAUUCAGAACGAAACAAGACUCUUAAAGUGAAGUGGUGGAGGAAGAGCUCAUCUGCAUGUGGCACUGCGGACUAAAAUUUUAUUCCACCACGGUGGAAUAGGUUUAGUUAUGGAAAACUGUCCAUUUGAAAUGCUUCUCACCCCCAGGUAUUCAGUAUUCCUGGUAGUGUCAUCUGUAAAGAAUUACAGAAUUAAAGAAAUUAAAGGAGUAGUCAAGUGACAGACAGUUACUUUCCACAGAAUGUCAUUUCAGCAAGCAGGCCCUUUACCUUCUUUAGACAGGUUUCUGGAUGUUAACUUCAUGUCUUGCAAUCUUUUCUGUGUACGUACCUUUCCAGUUUUCCUGAAAAACCUAUUUUGCUGUACCAAACUAUGGGAAUUUUGUAAGAGACCCCUUCAAUUUUCAAGUAGUGAGUUGAACACCUGGCUUAGCUUUGCACGUGUUAUCAAAUAUUCAGGAGUACUUUUUGGAUUGAUAAGACAAUUUGAUCCAAACCUGCUUGAGACAAUAACAAGUUAUGCAGUAUACCUCCCUACAGCUUGAAAUGUAAGCCAAACACUGACCUCCCAUCGUUAGGCCUAUAGUGGUCCCUAUAGGUUCAGCAGUAGCCUCUUUUCUAGGUAAUUUUUCUAGUAUAAAGAUACACGGUGUAGUCAGGGGUUUGAAUAGAGCACUGCCAACUCUUUACCUCAGUACACUCUUCGUUAAUUCUGUAACACAGGAAGCGGUGGGUAGGGUGCUUCAGCAGCAACCAUAAAACAUAUCUAUGCCUGCUUUAGUAAAUGAGCUUGUAACAGAUGCGCAGAGAGCAUCAGUUAUGGGACAGGAAUCUCAGGCUGGCAUCAUCUGGGCCACGCUUGGGCUGAGUUAGUCCCGACCACUCAUUUCUAGAUGGGGACUGUCUCGCCUACUGAGGAAUUAAUUGGCAAGGCAAUACAAAACCGAGUGCUUUUUACUAUGAGUUAGUUUGUAAUUAGCUGGGGUGAUCUCUGCUUUGUGCUGUGAAGUGGGCACUUCUUUGUUUUGACACUAAUUUAUUUACGUGGAUGGAAAUGAGUAAACCCAAGAUACUUGGAGCUGAAACUGCUGUCCUCCUGACCAGGUGAUGCUCUUUUUGCUCAUCAUGGUGGUUGGACUGUUUAGCUUGGUUCUUAAAGUUUUUGUCUUUCUAACCGCAUUUGGAAAGCGGUGUUGAAGUGUCUGUGUUGACAUGCUUGUCUUCUUACUGUGUGGGGAGUAUAGAGGUACUAGAUUAUGAGUGCUAGUGCUUCUGUGCCUGGCUUGACUAACCGUAUGACAGCCUAGCUCUUGCUUAUGUCCAGAGGUCAUAUCUUGUGUGUGACAUGAAAACAAUUGUGGUUGGAGAGAAAAAGAGCAGCACUGACUUCCAAGGUAGGCAUGCUGGUAAAAAGCCAAAGUAUGUUGGAAGGGAGCAGGAGAGGGGAGCAUUUCCUACACAGAUCCCAAAAGCUGAUGGUGCUUGAAGACUGACUGUAUUGAAAAGAAAUGCCAUCUGUAUUGACCCCAAUAGCUUUGAAUGUCUCCAGAGUGCUAUAGGCUGUGAAUUAAGGGCAGCAGGCUGGAGAGGCUGGCCUUGCUGUAGCUGCACACCCUUCCAUUGUAAAUCUCUCUUCAUCUGUUCCUAACUGGGUGCUAAAACUCAAUUCCUGGUAAAAUACCAUCUGCAGAUCUCCGGACAGAGAGUGCAUCUUACUCUUUUUUAACAGCUUCUUCACUGUUCUUCAAGAUACUGGAGCAGGAGAAGUAUUUCAGGGUACGGCUGGGUAAGAUACUGUUUCCACUGUUGGAGUAAAGACUACAAUUGAUGGAAAGCAAAAUUUUUGCAUAAGUAGGAUGGAAGGAAGAGAUUGUUAUGAGGGAAGAAACAGGUUUUUGAGCAGUACUGCUCCUCUGCUCAUGCUGCCUGUCAGCAUUUUGUGCAGAGCUCGUGUGCGGGUGGCAGGGCACAAAAGCUGGGAGAAGAUGGCAGGGAGGAGGGGGAUGUGGAAGAAGAAUGAUUUUGGUAGCUCACAAGAUUUGGAAAGCGUGCUCGAUGGAUUUAGCUUUGAAAACAUGUUCAAACUCCCGCUCACACUGAAGCCAUUACCAGUCGUUAGGAUAAUGAGUGUUUUUCCGGUGUACAGGUUGUGUUAUCUGCAAUGUGAAAUGAGCUUGAGUUGAUGAUACGUGUUGAGCAGUAUUUUUGGAGACGCUGCUUAACCAAAAGGCUAGUAUUUAUUGCUCUUGUGAUGAGUUGUCUUGUUUGUGGAAUCAAUCUGUGUGAAAGCAAACUGACAAACGCCAAGUUAUCUUGUGACACAAUCGCGUAGCUAGGAAGCCAAUUAAUGUUACCUUUUAUUCUGCAAUUUACUUGCUCUGUGGUGCCUAUGCAUUGUAACACACAUACUAUGCAAUAUCAUUCUUUUUUUUAAACCAGUUCACUACAUUGGGCAAGAAAGGCCUGAGUUUAGCCUUAAUUUUCUACCAAUUCACAGAAAGUACUUUAGAAACAGUGACAAAAAAGGUUUUAAAAAAACCCACACGCGUAAAAGCACAGUUCCAGACUGCUCACGUAAGUGUCUUUCUAGCACCAAAACAGCAUCCACAAUAGAAACAGCUACUUGCUGUAAUAGUUUCAAUUUAUGAAAACUGUGUACUAGAUGAAAUUAUAUUGUGAUGUGUAAAAAGUGUAUUUUAUAGCUUUGGUGACUUAGUUUACUGUUUUGUAUAUAUGAAUUUUAUAAAUCUAUUAAAACUUGACUUGUUAUACUGUU
Numida meleagris (helmeted guineafowl) is the source of this 8198-nucleotide messenger RNA. RefSeq names its product G protein subunit alpha 12 (gene GNA12). The record is from RefSeq and is a predicted model, not a curated record. Bases 421 to 1572 code for a protein of 383 amino acids. Gene Ontology annotation, biological process: adenylate cyclase-modulating G protein-coupled receptor signaling pathway; Rho protein signal transduction. Gene Ontology annotation, cellular component: brush border membrane; heterotrimeric G-protein complex. NCBI's taxonomy places the organism in Eukaryota, Metazoa, Chordata, Aves, Galliformes, Numididae. The transcript is spliced from 4 exons. Gene Ontology annotation, molecular function: G-protein beta/gamma-subunit complex binding; GTPase activity; D5 dopamine receptor binding.